CCGAAGAGUUAGACUAUAAUCAAGAAAUACUUACUGAAUUUGUUGAUCAAAAUGAAAUCCUUUUGAAUAGUGAUCAACAAGAUAUAUAUAACGAUAUCUUACGGGCUGUUGAGCAAAACGACUCUGUGCGCUCUCAAGGGAAACUCGCAUUGGCUGUUGCUUCCUCUGGAAUUACCGCAUUGUUACUUAACGUACAAUCAGAUCUUGCUGAACUUAUUAGACAAACAAUACUAAUUGUCUGGGACAAAGCACCGAUGAUGCACCAUUACGCAUUCGAAGCUGUGGACCGCACUUUGAGAGAUAUCAUGAGUAAUAAUGAACCAUUCAGUGGUAAAGUUAUUGUAUUCGGCGGCGAUUUUAGACAAGUUCUUCCAGUAGUUCCUAGAGGCAGACGAGAAGACAUUAUUAAUGCAUGUCUGUGUCAGUCGUGGCUGUGGCAAUAUGUUAAAGUGAAAAAACUAACAAUUAAUAUGCGAUUAAAAAGGACAG
Molecule: messenger RNA, 489 nt
Organism: Ambispora leptoticha
Lineage: Eukaryota; Fungi; Glomeromycota; Glomeromycetes; Archaeosporales; Ambisporaceae
Source: the annotation of a GenBank genome assembly